Messenger RNA from Microtus oregoni (creeping vole), 839 nucleotides. Its product is annotated as C-type lectin domain family 2 member D11-like. Bases 20 to 418 code for a protein of 132 amino acids. The transcript is spliced from 3 exons. Lineage: Eukaryota; Metazoa; Chordata; Mammalia; Rodentia; Cricetidae. The record is from RefSeq and is a predicted model, not a curated record. Gene Ontology annotation, cellular component: external side of plasma membrane.
UCAGCCUGUCAGCUCUGAGAUGAGUGCUGCAGAGCCUGCAGAGGCUUUUGUGGGCAUGCUCAGUACCACAGACAGACUGCAGGAAGAUAAAAAGCUCCAAGGAAAAUGUCUCAGAAUUGUCUCCCCCCGGUCUCCUGCUAGGCUUCACUGCUGCUAUGCAGUGAUCAUCGUCCUCACUGCAGCUGUGAUUGCACUUUCUGUGGCUCUGUCAUUGUCAGUAAAAAUGACAGAACAGGUCGCAAUCAAAAAUACAUAUGCUGUUUGCCCAAGAAACUGGAUUGGAUUUGGGAGUAAAUGUUUUUAUUUUUCUGAAGACACAAGCAACUGGACAUUCAGUUGGAAUUUCUGCAUGAAACUAAAGGCACAGUUAGCUAAAUUUGACAACAUGGAGGAACUGGUAAGAAAGGAUCGGAAUUGAUUAGUUUGUUCUAUUGAAUAUGUAUUGCCUUGAGAUAGACUAUUAAAAGAUGAAGCAUGAGGAAGGAUCACCCCUUGCAGAUGGAGACAUGGGGAACACAUGAUUGUGUGCCAUUUACUGAUGGUAAUAUUUCUGAUUGGAGUCCUCAGACAUUAAUGAAACAUUAUCUCAUGUGGUGCUCAUAGUCAACCUGGAAGGUCAGAUAUGCCACUUUACUAAGAUACCUGCUGGUGAUGAGCAUUUUUCUCCAAGCUAACAAAGGCUGCAUCCUGAAGGUGACAACUGUUAAUAACUGCAAGGGCAGGCUUAACCAGGAACUCACCCAGCCAUGAAGAAUAUGUAGUUACACUUGGUACUUUAAUUCAAAUGAGGUACUGAAGAAUUAUGACUGUAAACUGGAUCCACUGAGAACUGAGGGCUA